Messenger RNA from Metarhizium brunneum ARSEF 3297, 1839 nucleotides. RefSeq lists its product as uncharacterized. NCBI's taxonomy places the organism in Eukaryota, Fungi, Ascomycota, Sordariomycetes, Hypocreales, Clavicipitaceae. The record is from RefSeq and is a predicted model, not a curated record. Gene Ontology annotation, biological process: carbohydrate metabolic process.
AUGACGCGGCUGCUAUCCAUUGCCAGUCUCGGUGUAUUGGUCGCUUCGACGUUGACCACUGCAAACAGUCUUCCUAAGGGAGAUGUCGAUUACUGUUCAGUAUAUAACCGGGCACCAACCCCUGGUUGCCAGCCUGUUCCUGAGGGCUUUCUCAGAUCUCGGGGUGAUUCCCUUAGUACCCCAGAAACUGAUCCAAGGGUCCUCGAGGACGCCUUCUCGGCGUUGUCAGUUUUACAAAAUGUAUACUUUGAACCUGUUAAUGGCACUUGGCCAACAUCGAUUGACUGGACAGGAGCAGUUGUUGAAACUGUAAUAGCUGGCAUGCUGACAACUCUGACCCAGUCAUUGGAUUCGACUGAGAGGGGCCGCGACUGGAAGGAAAAGGAAAAUCUUAUUUCUUCCAUCUUUGCUCAGGUCACGCACUCAUUCUUUGGACAAAAUGCCGUUGCAAUACUGGACCAGGCAUAUGAUGAUGUGCUAUGGGUAGUCCUUGGCUGGCUUGAAGCAAUCAAAUUUGUUCGCCUCCAUUCAAGCCUCCACUAUCCUGGAACAGAACAAACGUGCUUGAAUGUGCCUGGUAGACUCAGUGACGCGCUCGGCACCAUUUCUUUCCACGGAUAUAACUGGUACUGCACAUUUGCUGAGCGGGCUAGAGCGUUCUGGGAUUUUGCUACAAGAGGAUGGGAUACAAGUCUCUGUCACGGGGGCAUGGUCUGGAAUCCCAGGCUGCUCCCCUACAAGAAUGCUGUCACCAACGAACUGUGGAUCUCGGCAUCCAUCUCCAUGUAUGAGUAUUUCCCCAACGACGAAUUCGAUGAUGCCUGGACAGCAAGUCAGGGCUUCCCGACCAACGACCCUCUGUAUCUGGCGGCUGCCAUUGUGGGCUACAAGUGGCUGAAGGAUGUCAACAUGACGAAUAGUCAGGGUUUGUAUGUCGACGGCUACCACGUGGAUAUGAGCAAGCCCAACAAUGUGGAGUGUGACCAGCGAGAUGAGAUGGUGUACACCUACAACCAGGGCGUCAUUCUGACGGGACAAAGAGGAUUGUUCACCGUCACCGGUAGUCCAUCUUAUCUAGAGGAUGGCCACACAUUGAUCCAAAAUGUCAUCCAAGCAACGGGCUGGGACCUUGGUGAGAACGCCGCCAUAGAUAAUGUCAACGAGAGACCACGUGGGAAGUUGCCUCCCUGGCGAGGAAUUGGUCGCGGCGGAAUCCUAGAAGAGCAAUGCGACGCAGAUGGGACGUGUUCACAGGACAGCCAAACUUUCAAGGGCAUCUUCUUUCACCACCUCACCGCAUUCUGUGCCCCCAUCUCACCAGUGGAUAUACCUGGAGACGCCAACGUCAACCAAACCGAGUUUAGUAAAGUGCAGUCUGCUCACGACAACGCCUGCCGCGGCUAUUUACAUUGGGUAAAGUACAACAUGGAUGCAGCUUUGGCAACUCGAGACAAGGCGGGUCGUUUUGGUAUGUGGUGGGGAGCCGACAUCUUUGACGCCUUCGAUGCCUCCCGGCAAACCGAUGGCAUCGACCACACAACCCCCAACGCUACUGACUAUCGGAAUAAGGGAACUCCAAUGGACGUCAUCUGGGGUCUGAACAUGACAUGGCACCCUGGUUCGAAGACAUCCACUGGCCUGUGCAAAAACCUUUUGCUAAGGCCUGAUCCAAAGCUAAGGAUUGGCGUUUCACCCGAGUUGAGUGUUGAUUCGCAGAUUGUUCUUGGCCGGCAAAACAGUCAUGGAGAUCCAAAUGAUCGCGGCCGAGGUAGAACAGUAGAAACGCAAGCGGGAGGGCUGGCUUUAAUAAGAGCAUAUUGGGAGUUGUCUCAAUCGUAG